Messenger RNA from Jatropha curcas, 1426 nucleotides. The record is from RefSeq and is a predicted model, not a curated record. Lineage: Eukaryota; Viridiplantae; Streptophyta; Magnoliopsida; Malpighiales; Euphorbiaceae.
AGUUGGGCGUUAGGAAGGAUGUGGCGUUCAUCAGAUCAGUGCACAGAAAAGUGAUAGACGUGGACUCAUCUGAUGAGGCUGUACAGAAACUAUCUGAGAUCAAGUGGAGUAUUAUUUCAGUGACUUAAAUUUAGCAACUACAGAUCAUUUGAUGAGGUUUAUUAACAAAGAUCCUGAGGGAUAUGUGCCAAUAUCUGUUGUUGCUUCCUUUAAGAAGAUCAAAGCUGCCAUAAAUAACAAUUCUCAGCUUGCUUCAAUUCUGCGGAACUCAUCAAAGCUUGUGGUUAGUGAAGAUGGAAAAAAAGUCAGACGGCUGCAUCCCUUAACCGAGUCAGAUGUGGAAGAAUUGCAAUCCCGUAUAGUUGUUGCUGAAAAUUUACCUGAAGAUCACUGUCAUCAUAACCUAAUGAAGAUUUUCUCUUCUGUUGGGAGUGUGAAGACAAUUCGUACCUGUCCACCUCAAACGUCGGGUGGUGGGGCUUCUUCAGCAUCAAGAUCUACAAAAGCUGAUGGAAUGCAUUUCAGUAAUAAGUUACAUGCAUUUGUGGAAUAUGAAUCUGUUGAGAUAGCUGAGAAAGCGGUCAUAGAGCUAAAUGAUGAGGAGAGCUGGAGGAGUGGUCUUAGGGUCCGACUAAUGCUAAAACGAACUUCCAAACAUACGCAAGCACGAGGAAAGAAGGGGCAUGAUGGGUCAGGGCACUCUGAGGAAGAUGAGGCCUCUACAUCUGAGCAACAACCAAAUGAAAAACAGCACGAAAGUCCUCCCCAACAUCAUGAUGUUCAUUCACAUGAACAAUCUGGAGAGGAUCAUGCGAAUGACAAGGAGGGUGCACAUAGAAAAGGGCGAAAUAAGGGUCACCGUAACAAAGGACGUGGGCGGGGUCAACACCAUCAUAAUAACCGUGGAAAUCACGUGGGAACUCCCCCUUCAAAUAAUCCAGUUAUGAGCGAGCUGCCAACUGUGGCCAAGCAACCUCCAGGGCCCCGCAUGCCAGAUGGUACUAGAGGAUUUGCUAUGGGCCGAGGGAAGCCGCUUGCUGUUAAUAUAGCAUGACUUGUGUUUCUAAGUUUACAGAUUUUCUUCUUAUAACUAGACAUGCAAGUCUAUGCUGGGAUGAGGAAAUCAAGUCUUUUUACAUGGAAUGGUUUUGAUGGCAGGGUUUUACAAAGAGCUAUCAAUCUCAAGUAGUUGGUAUAAGGGGUCAAAUUAGCUUUUAAGAGGUCUAGUCUUUUGUAUUUUUGCACUGAUGUUGCAGAACAAAAUUUUUCUUAAUUUUUAUUUUUUCAGUUUAGUAUCUGUAUGAUGUAGAAAUGAGAUGAAUGAAAUCCUUGGUGGGGAUUGGGGAAUCAUAAAUACUUUUACUUAUAGAUAAAUGUGAUCCAGAGACUUUUGACAUUAUAAUAAAAUGUUUGAGUACAUGCUAUC